CAGUCUCCAUCAUCAUCAAAUACAACUCCUUUCAUUCUCCUCUUCCAUUCACCUACCCAAAGACCAAGUCUGGAAAUAGUAACCAAAAGAGAAGCCCACAUCGUACACAAAGCAGAGGAAGGGUGAAGGACUUUUAGGGUUGGCCAGAUGCAGUGGGGCAUGGAAUGAACAGAAAGAGGUUAAAUUGAUGGAUGACCAACAAGAGCAGGAUUGUGCCUCAGAAGACCAAGAAACUAUCCUGAUUAAUGGGGUGAAAGAAAAUGAACCGCACGAGGCGGCUGCCGACGAGAGGCCUUGCGCUAACGUGGACGCUGCCGCGACGUUCCCGGCCUUGAAGCACGCGUCGGACGACUCCUCGGCGCACGCCAUCUCCCUCACGUCGUGCGUGACCAAGGGCAUGAGCUCCUGGUCGCUGCCGGGCGACUGCGAGAAGGCUCCCUUCACCAUCAUGGAGCCCGGGGGCAUGUCGGCGCUCACCGGCGACUGCCUCAUGCAGCCGAGCCGGACCUGCCUGGGCUGCUUUAUUGAAUCAAAGGACGGCAUUGAUGCGGAGCCGGGAAUAAGCCUGAAAGUGGGUGAUAUAAAUAGGGAUUAUGACACCUGUUCGGUCUCUGAUAUAGGGAUUCACUGCAUGAGCACAGGAGAAACCAUGAGAUACGGGGAUCAACUGCUUUCAGACCAGCUUUUAAGCUUCCCUAUGCAUAAAUCGAGGGCAGCAGACAAAAGGGAUGCAGAAAAAUCUGACAGUGAUUCAGAGGACCCCACUCAGAAAAAUUAUUACGAGGGAUUACUACUAGACAAAUGCAACGGUGAGGAACCUUUACUAACAAAUCCGAACCAGGAAUGGGGCUAUUUUGAAUCUUUCAUUAGCGAAAGUAAAAUUGAGCUGCUUGACCUUUGCUCCAAAAAUGAGCUUUCUGUAAAUCUGUUUUCGGAGGAGGAUGUGGAUAAUUACAUGUUUGAUGAUGACGAUUCAACCUUGGGAAGCGACGUCUGCUCCUUAAAGAUUAGAUACGAAUCUUUCCAGGACAACGUGCGUGAGAAGACCACGGCCCUGCAAGAGGAUGCCCAGUUCAACUUCUUCCCCAGCGUGUUCAGCAACUGCACUAAGAGGGACAGCAGGAGCAGCCUGAAAAGGGGGCCGGGGGGGGCCACAGACCCUUCUCAGUUCAAGUCUGAAGAAGGCAUCAUCUGGGGGGAGGAGGAGGAGGAAGGGGAGGAAGAGGAGGGCGAGGAGGAGGAGAAAGCUGCCUUAAAUAAAUCAUGCAACAGUGCGGAGAUGGUGCAGUACGUGGGCUCCAAACGGAGCCACUUCUUGGACUCGGUGAAUUCCACGGAGGACUCCGGGGAGUUCAGUGACGACAGCACCUGCACCGAGUCCUCCUACGAUGUGCUGCGGGAUAUCAAGGACUGCAGCCGCUACCUGUCCAGGGAACACUCCACUUCCUUCAUCCAGCAGAACUACGGAUUGCGGGCAAAGAGGAAAGUGCGAUACAGCGACGACUACCUGUACGACGUGGACUCCAUCGAGAACGAGAAGAUCCUGGAUAAGAAAGAGUGGCUCCCUGACGGGCCCAAGGAAGAAGACGACGACGAGUGGUGCCCAAAGAAAAGACGAAAAGUCUCUCGCAAGGAGCCCCCUGUUAUCAUCAAGUACAUCAUCAUUAACAGGUUUAAGGGGGAGAAGCAUAUGCUGGUGAAGCUGAGCAAAGUGGAUGCCAAUGAGACGACCGUCACCCUGAACGAGGAGCUGCUCAGCAAAUACGAGAAGCUGGCCCCGCUGAAGGGCUUCUGGCAGGAGAGGCAGCAGAGCCGCAUGGAUUUGCUCCGAUCGUCUCUCUACCACAAGCAGAAUUUCUAUCUUAACGGCUCAGAUGCUUCGUUCCUCCCUCACCCACGGAAGCGAAAAUGCAAGCUAGCAAACAGGCACAGGAUUCAGAGAAUUAAAGCCAUCGAGCAGUCGGUGAGCAAGCUGGGCUCCUGCUCCGUGGAUCCCAAGCAGCCUUGCAGCAGUAAGGAGGACACGGGCCUGAAAGGGCUGCAGGCGCUGGCCAUCGCCACCCCCGGCUGCGCCAACGGCCUGCAUGUGAGUGACAUCCCCGGCCUCACCGCCGUGAAGUGCAAAGCGCAGGAGCGGGACCUGAAGGGGACAGAGAGGAAAGUGCUCCGCCGAAUCAAGUUCAAAAGCGAAGCCAGGUUGAAAUGCAAGAAAAUCAAAGCUGCUGCCAGUACAGCGGAGGGCUCCCCAGCGCUGGAAAACCUGGACCCUGCAGUUCGUUUGAAGGACGAAGAUAUUCCUUGUGCUUCAGACAGCUCCCAUCUUCCGGAGUGCCCCGAGGAUAAGAUUGCUAAAAAUGCUGCUUUCCUCCCAUCCACCUCCUCCUCAGGCAAGGACGCCCUCCCGGCCGCUGCGUACGCUCAAGUCAAUCUGAAUAGCGGCAAAUUGCUCUACCAAAAAAAUUACAUGCCGGAUAACCAACAAGUGCAGUCUGAUGAUUCUUAUCAGUCAUGUCAUUUCGCUAAUGGAGAGGGGCGCUUUCAUUUCCAGCGAGGCACACUGAGCACGGAUGAUGGCAGGCUCAUUAGUUUUGAUUCAGUGGGUUCAUUGUCAGUUAGUUCGAGCAAUUACAGUUCUUUAAGUUUAAAGUCUUGCGAGAAGGACGGCGAGGAUGAUAUUAACGAUGACUUCUUGGCCCACUGCAGUCCCAAGCUAGUGAUCCAACAAAGCAUAGAUGAAAUAACCCCCCUGAAGGAGUCCACAGACCUCUUAGACAUCUCCAACUUCACUCCCGAUAAGUUCCGUCAGUCCUCCCUGUCGGAGAUGUCUCCUCCAGACACUCCCAACCUCUCCCCGCAGAUAGCCGGCUCUGACGCCAAACCCCUGGGCACCCUGAAAGGCUUUCAGGAGAGCACCCAGGCUGUGCUCAACAAUUCUGAGAAGGUCAAGUGGAACUGUGGGGUCCUUCAGACCGAGGAGCAGGCAGAUAAUGGGUUUACUUUAAAUAAUCAUCAGUUUCAGUUCCAUAUGUUCAACGAUGAAGAUUCUGUCAGCCUCCUCGAAAAAAGUCCGUGCUUGUCAACAUUUAAUGAGCCAUCUGGUCAAAUUAGCACCAAUAGCAAAGUGUCAAAAUCUAAGAGGAAAAGUUCAUCCAGCAAGAAUGCGGGUACAAACCAAAGCUCUUCCCAGAAAACCACUAGGAAAAAAUCUCCCAAAACCAACAAAGCAACUGAUAAGCCACAAGGUAAAAAUUCCAGGCAGACCCCCAAAACAACCCGGAAAGGGAAAAAUGCUGCAGGAGCCACUGGCGAAAAGGCUCAAGCAGUUGGCAACAGGGCGGUCAAUCAGCUAAGUAACGCGGCCUCCACCACCAAGGGCCUCGCCGAGAGCGUUCAGCACUGCAGCCCGACCACAGUGAAGAUAGGGAAGCAUAACGGACUCUCCGGGGAAUGGUCACUGGGGAAGGACCCCGCCACUGGCUGGUCGGAGCCCAGCAUAGGAAGCACCAACAGUCUCCUGGAUGACGAUCAGAGGGAGUUUGAAGAGCCCUCCAACAUACUCUCCAACAUUGCAUCAGGAAUGGCAGACGUUCAGAGGUUUAUGAUGGCCUCCAUCGAACCCCUGUGGGGGCCCGUUGGCCAUAACAGCGUGCCAGAUAUAUUCCGGUCACCUGAAUCAAACAGCCUGAAAUUGAAAACGCUAAAAAUUUUGGCAGGGACGUCACAAGAAUCGAAGAAAAAGGCCAGCAGCGGCUCUCCAGCGACGGCCAAGAGUCACAAGUCAAACAAGGGCUCCAGCAAAAACGGCAAAGCCACAACGUGUGACCCCGGCCGCCCCAACUGCUCGCCUGGGUACAGCACAGACAUUCACUCUCCCUUUUUUGAUAAAAACUAUAGUAACCUGAGCACUUUAGGCAAUAACGGACCUACCCAUAAAAAACUGUACCGUCAUAAAUCAAGUUCUAAAUCACUGAGGGAUGAGAACUGUAAAAUAAAGCGAACAGACCGUGAACAGACCCAUAAGGACCCAUCUGUGACAGCUUCUUUUGAAAAACUGAGGGAAUCAGACUCCAUUCUUCUUAAAGCAGAAACAACAUUUUUGGUUUUACCUGUAUUUGAAGAAGAGACUCCCUUUUCUAGAAAGACGUUUGAUGUUUCUUUCUCUCCUUUUGGUUUGUUUCCCUUUUUUUGCACCUUCGGGUGUUAAUAAAAGGAUGUAUACUUAAAAGUUUCUGGUUUUAAAAACCAAAAUACAAAGAAAAAAAUUAAACUUUUGUUGGGAAUUUUGUAAUAAAAAGAAAUGUUGUGAAAAAAAAAAAAGAGUGUAGUGAUAUUGUGUAAAGGAAACUGGAAAAUUUGUGAGCGCUUUGCUGUUUUAUAGAUCCUCUUGUAAAUUAUUCUUGUAAUAUUUUUGGUUUUGUUGUUCUUGUUGCAAAGGUUUUCAAUAUUUGUGACUGACUCUGUAUGGUGAAAACGUCAUAUUGUUAACUUGCUGAGUUUUGUUAUAUUGUUUAUGGAAUAAAUAAAAAAAAUUAAAAAUCUCAUUUUAAGAUCAUAUAUGAAGAAGCGAUUCAAACUGCCCUUUAUUGA
Molecule: messenger RNA, 4587 nt
Organism: Tinamus guttatus (white-throated tinamou)
Lineage: Eukaryota; Metazoa; Chordata; Aves; Tinamiformes; Tinamidae
Source: RefSeq, a predicted model, not a curated record